ACUGAAUAGCGACUACAUACGUAAGCUACAACGACAUAGUAGACAGGGGUGUAGUCAUUAAGUCUAAGAUGCUAGAACUCUCAAUUUACAAACAGAUUGCCUUGGCUCUAGUAAGUUUAGGAUGACAUAUCAACCUCAGGCAACUCACAGGUUCAAUGGUCAUGGUGAUCAGCCUUGCCAGUUGUCAGAUGUAGGCUGAAGGAUUGUACGCGGCAAAAUUACAUCUCACAGCUCGGCUGUUAUCAGUUAGAUAUCCCCGCAUUUAAGUACUCCAACAAUCGAUCGUAGCCUACCUUGACAAUUUCACCUCAUCUUCGUGGCAUUGUCAAUAAGAAAUGAUGCGGAUUGAACUAAAACAAUCUCCUCAUUGCGCGAAAGGGGAGGGGGUCUCCCUUGUUAAACCUCAGCAGUCUCCAGAUGCACAACCAUGGCGGCCGACGAUAUGGGGACAUCUUCAGAAAUGGAGGUAUAUAUAUGUCCUGAUCGCGGUUGCUCUUUUUUAUGGUGUCAAUAUUCAGUCACGCUUUCAGAAAUACUUCAAUAGACAUAAUGCUUUGAAUGAGGGCCCAAUUCACGAGAGAACUGAGCUAUGGACCGAAUGGCUUGAUAUCACUCCGAGUGAAAAGCUCAAAUGGCAACCGUGUUUUGGCAUCUAUGGGCCCAAUUUUCAAUGCGCAAGGCUCACGGUCCCUAUGGACUACACUCGUCCAUUAAACGAGUCUGCUGACAACCCCAAGGUACAUCUCGCCUUGAUAAUGGCAACUGGGGCAAGUCGUACACAGGACCCGUUGACCUACGCCGAGGCUCCUAUCCUAAUCAACCCAGGUGGCCCCGGUGGCAGCGGCGUCAUAUUUGCUCAAGCAAGGGCCAACAGCAUGCUCCAGAUAGUUGGCGAUCAACACGACAUCAUCGGUUUCGAUCCCCGCGGAGUGGGAGCUUCGACACCUAAAGCUGAUUGUUUCACAUCGUCUGAUAGUCCUAGCGGGGUCUCGGGGCGUAAUACCGCAUAUAUGAACAGAUUGACCUGGCUCGUUGGUGGGCAAGGAAUUGGCUUGGCAAACUCUAGCAAUAUGGCUUUGACUACGCUGAGUGCUCGGUCAGCCGCAGUCAACAAGAUGUGCCAACGAGUGGAUGAGUCUGAAGGUGAUGGCAGUAUUUUUCGUCACAUGAGCACUCCAAAUAUCGCGCGAGACAUGCUCUCGAUCGUUGACGCCUGGGACGAAUGGAGAUCAAGUACUCAAAGCAUUCCAGUUACGCAACGAGAGACCGCACAUCCACCCGCCGAAGACCAAAGUUCCGAUGAUCAGAAUAAGAGCAAGCCCAGUCUACAGGGGAAGCUCUUGUAUUGGGGAUUCUCCUAUGGCACGUUUCUAGGGGCUACUUUUGCCUCCAUGUUUCCCGACAGGGUAGGAAGGCUCAUGUUAGAUGGUGUUGUGCACGCAGAUCGCUACGUUAAUCCAACGUGGGGAGGCAGUAUUGGCGAUGCCGAUGCCAUAUGGGAUAGGUUCUUUGUGUACUGUGCGGAUGCAAAGACCUCGUGCAGCUUUUAUCGCACCGGAGAUGACCCAGAAGAUAUCAGAAAGCGGUUUAGGGAAACACUGUCGUUGCUUGAAGAACAGCCUGCCACCGUAAUUCUUCCCGAUACGAACCUUCCCGGAAUAGUUACGGCGAGUGAUAUAAAGAAGUCAAUAUUCUUCGCCGGUCUGUACGCACCUACCGUUGGGUUUCCUUUGAUUGCUGGGCUCCUAGACCAUGCCUUCAACGGUAGAUUGGGAGACAUAGCGCAAGGUGCGGGCAUCGCGUCCAUGUGCGGCAACAUUACCCUUCCCGUCUACCCAGACGACGCGAUGAGAGGAAUUGCCUGCAGUGACAAACAGCACAGACUGAAUGAGAAUGUAACCGGCCUCUGGGAUCGAUUUGAGAAAGUAGCAACGUAUUCGUGGUUUGCGGAUGUUUGGUUCGGUGUCGAACCGAAUCUCGGUUGUAAUGGAUGGGAGAUUAAAAGCAAAGUCCCUCCUAUGCGAUGGGGUGAUCGACCUGACCAAAGGCCGGCACUCAUAGAGACGAGUUUUCCCAUCCUUUUCCUCUCCAACACGCUUGAUCCAGUCACGCCGCUUGGCCAUGCACUUGAUAUGACGCGAAAGUUCGCCAACGCAAGCAUUGUUGAGCAAGAUGGACUUGGACACUGCACCCUUUCAUGUGUCUCGAGCUGCACUAUAGGAUAUUUGCGGGCGUAUAUCAACGAGGGUAUUGUCCCACCACCGCCAAAAUUCGAAUCUGAUUCGGGGAAUAAGGGCCAAUGGCCCAAGUGUAAAUGUUUUGACAAGCCCUGGACAUCUCCGGCCUACGGAGAAGAGGAGUCGCUGGCUAGCUUUCCGGUAACUAAAAGUCAAAGGCAAGGUUACGAAGAGUUGCGAGCUCAGUUUUCCGCAUUCACAUUGUCUCAGCAGCUUGACCAUAACAACCCCUUGAAAGCAUAUCUCGUCAAACAGAGCGGCUUAGCUGGUAGCUAUCCAUGAGUAGAUAUACACCCCUGGAGAAACCAAUCUGAUGAUAUUGUCGGGAAGGAAUAAGAUAUUCGUCUGUUGCCCGAAUCAAUUAAAGCUCUUCACUUUUUUUUCUUUUUUUUUCUUAUUUUUGAAGUUCCUAUAUUCAUUCCUUGCUUUCACUCUGUAUGUUGUACCUACUUAAGUAAGUGCCCAUACUUCGUACCUAGAUGUAGGAGGCGU
This is a messenger RNA of Xylaria bambusicola, 2729 nucleotides long. Its product is annotated as Alpha/Beta hydrolase protein. The record is from RefSeq and is a predicted model, not a curated record. The coding region runs from base 336 to 2519 and encodes 727 amino acids. The transcript has 3 exons. NCBI's taxonomy places the organism in Eukaryota, Fungi, Ascomycota, Sordariomycetes, Xylariales, Xylariaceae.